CCAAUCAUCUGCUUUGCCACAGCUUGGUUGACCUAACAUCCCUAUUUAAAACUGCAUCCACCACUAUCCCACUAAUGGCCAUUUACAUGACAUGUACUCCAUGAUCAGUAGUUGUGUGGUUCCACGUUUCAAAACUCAGCCAUGGCUGCCUUGAGGUGCUACUCAUCUACUGCUGCAAUCAUAGUCCCAAGGAGGAAGAUUUGCACAAGAGCUUCCAUGGAUGGCAGCUCCAGUUCCGAAUCCAGGCAACAAGCUUCUAGUUCGGUCAGCUUCGCCUGCAAGGUGAACAAGGUUUAUGAGGACAAAAACAUGGGCAUCCUCUGUUACACUGAUGAGAAUGGUGAAUUGGUGUGUGAGGGCUUGGAUGAAGGCCCGAGACUAACAUGGCGAGAUAUGGAGAAAUUGACCAAAGAGAGAGAAUCGAAGAACACGACAGAAGAUUGGCGGGAGAGAGCGCUGCGGAUCGCGGGCGGGAUCGACUGGAGCGGCCUUCAGUCUGCUGCUGCCACGGGGAAGAAGUGAAAAUGGAAGCUGGCUUGAAGCUUAGCCUCCCUGUAGAUCCAUUAAUCUCGUGGUGAUGUUUCAAGUCUUUGUAGAAACGCUGGCUGUUACUGUUAUGUGUAGAUCAAUCUCCACGGUUGCUUGCUUGCUUGAUCCGCAAUAAGUAUCUUAUGUGUGUAGGUAGGAAGGAUUGGAGAACACUGGGGGCUGAUCUAGCUGGUCAACUCCUACUCUUUGUCUCUCUCUGCUGAAUAAGAAAUGAUUUAGCUUCACCGCAAA
Messenger RNA from Aegilops tauschii subsp. strangulata, 780 nucleotides. RefSeq lists its product as uncharacterized. The record is from RefSeq and is a predicted model, not a curated record. NCBI's taxonomy places the organism in Eukaryota, Viridiplantae, Streptophyta, Magnoliopsida, Poales, Poaceae.